This is a messenger RNA of Euleptes europaea (tarantolino), 1895 nucleotides long. It is a transcript of the gene FBXW5, whose product is annotated as F-box and WD repeat domain containing 5. Gene Ontology annotation, molecular function: protein binding. The transcript is spliced from 9 exons. The record is from RefSeq and is a predicted model, not a curated record. NCBI's taxonomy places the organism in Eukaryota, Metazoa, Chordata, Lepidosauria, Squamata, Sphaerodactylidae. Gene Ontology annotation, cellular component: SCF ubiquitin ligase complex; Cul4-RING E3 ubiquitin ligase complex. The coding region runs from base 85 to 1860 and encodes 591 amino acids. Gene Ontology annotation, biological process: protein ubiquitination.
GGAAAGCCGGAAGUGACGGAGAAAGCAGCUGGGAGAGGGGCUACUGAAGAAUGAGGGGGAACGUGGAAGUGACAGAAUGACACUAUGGAUGGUGGGGGUAACCCCCUUCUCCCCGAUAGCAUCGUCUUUGACAUUUUCCUGUACUUGGAUUACAAAGAUGUGCUCUCAGCAGGACAGGCUUGCCGCCAGUGGCAUGCCGUGGCUCAGGAUGAAGUCCUAUGGAAGGAACUUUUCUACAGAUACUACGGGGUAGCUCGAGAUGUCCCACGACACCCAGCUGCCGUUUCUUGGUACGGCGAGUUCCAGAGACUGUAUGACACCAUCCCCUGCGUUGAAGUGCAGACUCUGAAGGAGCACAGUGAUCAAGUCCUCCAUCUCAGCUUCUCCCACAAUGGCUACAUGUUUGCCUCGUGCUCCAAGGACUGUACCAUCAAGAUCUGGAACAACGACCUCAAGUUCUCCCUUUUGCAUAGCUCCAACAUGAAGAAGUUCAACUGGAGCUACACUCAGUUCUCGCAGUUCAACGCCGACGAUUCGCUCCUCUUGGUGUCUGGGGUCUUCAUGGGGCCCCGCACUUCCUCCUCAGGCGAGAUUGCAGUUAUCAGCUUGGAAAAUUUCACACUCUUGUCCCGGGUGCGCAACAAGCCCUAUGAUGUCUUUGGCUGCUGGCUGAACGAAACCAACCUGAUCUCUGGCAAUUUGCACCGCAUCGGCUACCUCACCUCUUGCUCUGUGUUGUGGUUGAACAAUGCCUUCCAGGGUGUAGAAUCGGAAAACAUGAACGUGGUAAAACGGCUUUUCAAACUCCAGAACCUGAACGCCAGCACCAUCCGGACGGUGAUGGUGGUGGACUGCAGCCGCUACGACUCCCCAGAUCUGUCAAACCAAGGAGAGCAGUUGGCAUCCAACCCGGCCGCAGCCACCAGCCAGGCCGCUGAUCUCUGCAGUGACAGCGAGGAGGAGGAGGAGCCCAGACACCGAGCAGCACCAGAGCCGUCUGCUGAGGACUCCCCGGGAGCCAAGAGCAAAGCAGAAGCUGGAGAUGGGCUGGACCGCUUCCUAACAGACAUCAUUGAAGGGCGCGUCCGGCCGGUCAUGACGGAACUGGAGAUGGAGACAAAGGUGGCCCAGCUGCUGGCGAAAAAGCGGACGAAGCCUCCCGAGCCAAACCUGCUCUCCAUGGAGGGCUGCAGCAAGAAGAAAUACUUGAUCUUCACCACUGGAUGCCUCACCUAUUCGCCACACCAGAUUGGGAUUAAGCAGAUCCUGCCUCACCAAAUGACAACAGCAGGCCCGGUCCUUGGAGAAGAAAGAGAUUCUGAUAAAUUCUUUGACUCGCUAGACCACGUCAUCGAUAUCCAUGGACACAUUAUUGGCAUGGGCCUCUCCCCUGACCACAGGUACUUGUACGUGAACAGCCGAGCUUGGCCUCAGGACUGCGUCAUUUCCGACCCUUUGCAGCCACCGCCCAUCGCCGAGGAAAUCGACCUGCAUGUCCUGGAUCUCAAAACGAUGAAGGAAGUGAAGCGAGCGCUGCGGGCUCACCGGGCCUACACACCCAGCGAUGACUUCUUCUUUAUUUUCCUGGAUGUCAGCAGAGAUUUUGUAGCCAGCGGUGCUGAAGAUCGCCACGGCUACAUCUGGGACCGGCACUACAACAUCUGCUUGGCCAAACUGCAGCACGACGACGUGGUCAACUCAGUGGCCUUCAGCCCCGUAGAACAAGAACUCCUCCUGACCGCUAGCGAUGACUGCACCAUUAAGGUGUGGCGCUCCCCCCGCACAGUGCGGAUCCUCCACGCCGAGAAACCCAGGCUCCGCAAGCCGCUCUUCUCCUGGGCCACAAACCAGAGGAGCUGAGCCAGCCCUGUCUGCCAGGGAUCCUUCUUGACUGG